Messenger RNA from Teleopsis dalmanni, 666 nucleotides. Its product is annotated as protein ANTAGONIST OF LIKE HETEROCHROMATIN PROTEIN 1-like. The transcript is spliced from 4 exons. The record is from RefSeq and is a predicted model, not a curated record. The coding region runs from base 103 to 666 and encodes 187 amino acids. NCBI's taxonomy places the organism in Eukaryota, Metazoa, Arthropoda, Insecta, Diptera, Diopsidae.
UACAGAAGCGUAGCAAAUCUGUUUGGCGUUGGCAAGUCAACCGUGUGCAUUUGCCUGAAAUUAUUUUGCCAGGAGGUGUGGAAAAUUCUUUCACCCUUGUACAUGAAUGCAUUUCCAUUAACAAGCGACAAGGUGAAUGAGUGCAUCAGAGGAUUUGAGGUUCUUGGUUUUCCACAAUGUUUAGGUGCAAUGGAUGGAAGCCACAUUGAAAUAAAACCAGAAUCUCAGAAUGCUGUUGACUACUAUAACUAUAAAGGGUGGUACUCGAUUGUUUUGUUUGCCCUCGUAGAUUAUAGAUACCGUUUUCUUUAUAUAAAUGUUGGGUAUCCUGGAAGAGUCAAUGACUCUUUUAUUUUUGAAAAUUCAUCACUUAAGAGCCAGUUAGAAAAUUGUAUUGCUUUAGAAGACAAAAGUAGGGUGAUUAAUGGUGUCAAAAUACCCGUAUUGAUCCUAGGUGAUUCUGCAUUUCGAUUUUCCACCAAAGUUAUGAAACCAUACCCUUAUGAUGAAAACGCUAGCAUUGGUCAAAAAACUUUUAACUACCAAUUAUCUAAAUGUCGAAGAGUGGUUGAAAAUGCUUUUGGGCAGCUUAAGGCAAGGUUUCGCAGAAUAGGGAAGGGCAUUGACAACAAAAUCGAAAACGUGAACAUUGGGUACGAGCUCUGA